AUGGGGCUGUGUCAUGGAAAACCCGUUGAAACCUCACGAAGUGAAGGUGGGCACCACGUUUUCCCCGGCGAGAAAGAGGUGGUGGUGGCUGCGAGUCCCAAAACCUCCACGAAAGGUUCAAAGUUUCCGUUUUACAGCCCAAGCCCGUUGCCGAGCCUGUUCAAGAACUCGCCGGCGAACUCUAGUGUGAGUUCGACUCCUCUGCGGCUCUUCAAGCGGCCCUUUCCGCCUCCGUCGCCGGCGAAGCACAUUCGGGCCUUACUGGCCCGCCGCCACGGCUCCGUCAAGCCCAAUGAAGCCUCCAUCCCAGAAGGGAGUGAGUGUGAGGUUGGGCUCGACAAGAGCUUCGGCUUCUCCAACCACUUCCACACUCACUAUGAGCUCGGGCCCGAAGUGGGCCGUGGCCACUUUGGCUACACUUGCUCUGCCAAGGGAAGAAAGGGCGCCUUCAAGGGUCAUGAUGUUGCUGUCAAAGUCAUUCCAAAGUCCAAGAUGACAACAGCAAUUGCUAUAGAGGAUGUAAGGAGAGAAGUAAAGAUAUUGCGAGCUUUGACUGGGCACAAGAAUCUGGUGCAAUUCUAUGAUGCCUAUGAAGACAACGAUAAUGUUUAUAUAGUUAUGGAGUUAUGCAAAGGAGGUGAACUGCUUGAUAAGAUUCUUUCCAGGGGUGGAAAGUACUCAGAAGAAGAUGCAAGAACUGUUAUGAUUCAGAUAUUAAGUGUGGUAGCUUUCUGUCAUCUGCAGGGUGUUGUUCAUCGUGAUCUCAAGCCAGAGAAUUUUCUCUAUAUUUCUGAGGAAAAUUCCACUCUGAAGGUCAUUGAUUUUGGACUCUCUGACUAUGUGAAGCCAGAUGAAAGGUUGAAUGAUAUUGUUGGAAGUGCAUAUUAUGUAGCUCCUGAAGUUUUGCAUAGAUCUUAUGGGACAGAAGCAGAUAUGUGGAGCAUUGGUGUAAUUGCUUACAUUCUUCUAUGUGGAAGCCGACCCUUUUGGGCAAGGACAGAAUCUGGCAUAUUCCGGGCUGUCCUGAAGGCAGAUCCAAGUUUUGAUGAAGCUCCUUGGCCAUCUUUAUCAGCUGAUGCAGUAGAUUUUGUAAAGAGACUGUUGAACAAAGAUUAUCGGAAAAGGCUAACUGCAGCUCAGGCUCUCAGUCAUCCAUGGCUGACGAGUCAUUGUGAUGAUGUGAAGAUACCUUUUGAUAUGAUAAUCCACAAGCUUGUUAAAGCUUAUAUAUGCUCAUCUUCUUUACGCAAAUCAGCAUUAGGGGCUCUUGCAAAGACAUUAACAUUAGUGCAGCUAGCAUAUCUGAGAGAACAGUUCAACAUGUUAGGGCCAAACAAAAGUGGGUUAAUCUCCAUGCAGAACUUCAAGACGGGUAUUUUGAGGAGUGUCACCGAUGCCUCAAAGGAUUCAAGGGUCUUAGAUUAUGUGAACAUGGUUAGUUCAAUCCAAUAUCGCAAAUUAGAUUUUGAGGAAUUUUGUGCUGCUGCUAUAAGUGUCCAUCAGCUAGAGGGCAUGGAGAGCUGGGAGCAACAUGCAAGGCGUGCCUAUGAGUUGUUUGAAAAGGAAGGAAAUAGACCAAUUAUGAUUGAAGAGCUUGCCUCGGAACUUGGUCUUAGCCCUUCAGUACCAAUUCAUGUGGUACUGCAAGAUUGGAUAAGACACUCAGAUGGGAAGCUUAGCUUCUUGGGGUUUGUGAGACUCCUGCAUGGCGUUUCUUCUCGCACAUUUCAGAAGGCUUGAGAGAGAGAGAAGAGACAUGAUUGGUACUAUUUUUUUGUGACCCUUAUUGAUGAUACUCCAACAGCAGCAGAGUUUCUUGAUCUUGGUUGCACACAUGGCUUCAGCAAAGGCAAAAGCUUUAGCUAGAAGAAGGGUGGUGAUCUGCAACAUCUCCCUCUGUGAAGUUCCCUCCUUAUGCGUUCUUGAAACACAACACUUUGCUUCAGAUUGAUUGGUGGUGCUGGAGUUAAGGCUUGUACAGAUGAAAGUAGAGCACAGGUUGUACUUAGAAAGUAGUGGAACUUCCAUAAAAGUGAGUUGUGUUUUGGGGUUUAUCUAUCUCUGUUACCCAUCACACUUGUCAAUAAACUAUUUCUACUUAUCUCAACUGCUUUUUCUUUUUACAUCUCUUUUUCUUCUCAUAAUAGGAAAACUACAUACAUUAUUAUUCAAGUUGAUUGAAAAAUGGUAACUUUUUAUGGA
Vigna unguiculata (cowpea) is the source of this 2202-nucleotide messenger RNA. Its product is annotated as CDPK-related kinase 7-like. Gene Ontology annotation, molecular function: protein kinase activity; ATP binding. The record is from RefSeq and is a predicted model, not a curated record. Gene Ontology annotation, biological process: protein phosphorylation. NCBI's taxonomy places the organism in Eukaryota, Viridiplantae, Streptophyta, Magnoliopsida, Fabales, Fabaceae.